GAAGACAAUGACCAUGAUGCACCAAUUCACCAAAACUAACAGUAUAUUAUGGAUUUGAUUUUGGGAAUUAUGUUUCAUUUGGCCUAAUUAUGCUCUCCUAGACCUAGUAAAAACCAUCUCGAGGUAUCACCCAGAGAAAACACAAUAUUCUAAACACAAAUUGGCUUUUAAGUUUUCUUUAAAUUUUUUGUGGGCAUUGAAAAUAGUUUCUACCUUCACCAGAUUUCAGAGUAUGACGAAAACAGACUAAAGCAGGAUGCAGGAAGAAAGGGGUGUGGUGAGCUCCCGGUUCACAUUCCGUGGAGUUGACUACAUAGUCGGCAUGUGGGUGAACGAUGACAACCUACUCACUGUAGAGGUAGAGGAUAGAUUGACAGCGGACCAAUGGAGAGGAUCGUUUGAACCGGCAUAUAUUGAAGACCUUACACACAAAACUGGGAACUACAAACAAUAUUCCAUUUUCUUGAGUAUGUUAGAAUCUGCACUGUUGCAGAACUCUGAAUCUGUGAGCCUGGACCUGCUGACCUAUGCUGACCUCGAGUCACUUCGUAACCGCAAGGCCGGUCUUGGUACCCGUGCUAUCCCUGGAGGUCAGAGGUCUGCCCUCAACACCAAACGUUAUCUCAUUGUCACCUACACUGUGGAAUUUGAUAGGAUCCACUAUCCCCUACCCCUGCCCUACCAAGGCAAACCAGAUCCUGUGGCCCUGCAGGACACUGUCAGGGAGUUACGCAAGGAAGUCAAACUGCUCGAAUCACACGUAGGUCAAAAGCUGUUCAAAUUGGGCUUAAUCUAUUCCAUUGCUCACCAGGACACCAAACUUCAUUCAGAUCGCAAAUCUUCAGAGCUUGUUAAGCUGACCAAAGACUAUGAGAAUCUGUUAUUAGAGAAGCAAGAAAUAGAGGAUGCCUUUCUCCGGUACCGAAGAGAGGUGAAGAACACAGCUACCGGUAGCGCAGCCAAGGAGGUACGCAUCCUCAAGACCGCCAUCCAGAAUCUCGAGGAGGAACUGGGCAAUGAGAGAAGGAAAUACCAGAGGUCGUCCAGCAAGAGAAGCCAGAACUACAGGGAACUGCUGGAGGAGGUGGAAGAACUGAGAGCCAGCGAGAGGAAUCUCAAAGUACGAGUCAAGAGUCUUACUAACGAGCUAAGCAUCCUGAGAAGAAAUCCAUCGAGGCGGAGUACCCGUUCUCCGAUGGUCCCCACCCCUGUAUCUCAGCGUCAGUCCAGGCCUGCUGCUAGGAGACCACCGUCAGCCGACAUAGCGAGGUCCAGGCCCCGCUCAAGAGUAGAAACAAGCAGCAGAGAGAGGUCGCUGUCCAGGGGUCGGAGGUCAAGCCUGUCAUCAGUUGGGAGUAGAAAUCGAAGCGUCUCACCCGCAGGUGCCAGAGCACCCAGGUUUGAUCCCACUGCUUACACCCUUGAGAAGAAACGCAGGGAAGAAGAAUCCAAAUUAAAAAGUGCCAGGUUACAGAACAGUGGAGUUCGGUCUGGUGGCAAGUCAAGGUUAACAAGUUCAGGGGAGAGAGGCAGAACUAGGAAACGGCUCUCCGAUGGGUACAGAGGGUUCCGUUCCAGGAGUUCAUCUGCUGGAAGCGUUGGAAGUAGGAGAUCCUCUGCAGGAGGAGUCAGUGAUGUAGAGGUGCUCUCCGAUGCCUCAGAAGGAAGGAGAAGGAGAUUACGUGAAGUGAUGAAGCCAGGCAAAACAUCUUCCUCAAAAGCAUGGGCAAGUCCAAAUGUGCCAUUCAGAAGGAAAACUGGAGGUGCGCCUAAAAGAUUAAUGAGUACCCCUGAUCCAGACUACACAUCAAGGAGAGGGUCUGGUGGCAAGACUAGAAGCAGACCACUCUCUGAAUACAAUGGCCAAGAUCGGAGCGCUGCCCUGUACAGUGAGGCCAACGAGAUGUCCGAGAUAGAUGCAAGACUCAGCGCCCUGCAGCAUUUUAUGAAACACAAUUUGUAAAAGACUGUCGGCAAGUUGGAAGAAUAUGGAAGCAUUAGAAUGUGGGAAUUACCGCCACUAAAUGUCACAGACCUGAAGAAAUAUGCGGUGAUCUUCUAUUUUGUGGCUGGAGGCAACUUUCUAAAGGCCAUUUGCCUGGGAUCCACGUACUGUGUACAGAUUCGACAGGUAUUCAACAAACGAAAUAAACAGAAAGGAACUUUAAUUGAUUGCCACCUGGUUAGUGAAUGAACUAUCUACCACCUCUGAUCUGCUUAUUGCCCACUCCAGAGAAGAAAAAUAAAUACUACCUGCAUUUAAUUUUGCAAUUCGCAAUUUGCAAAAAUCAAGUUAUAAUCAAAUCAAAUUAACAAACUUGUUUUAGUAUUUGCAGUUAAUUUUCAAGGGCUUUUAUCACAGUUAUAGAACCAAUGCAUGAAAAGUAUAUAUGAAAAUCAUUUCUGACUCGAGGUUCUUUCUUGUUCUAUUAAUAAAGAGACGUCGGAAGGUCAGUUUAGGCUUUUGUGUACGAGUUGUUGGAUUUCUUGUCUAAUACCAGAGCUGGCACCUCCAGUUAUUUCAAGCCUUCCAUCAAUAUUCAUGUUUUAUCAUGCUUUUAAGUUUUAAUUGACAAAUGUCAUCACCCAGGAAAUAAUGGUACUUUUUUCCAACUGCUAGGUUCAAUGAUACAUCUAGAGCUCCGUUAAUACUCGAUCAUAGGAAUUUAUCUUUCUUUCACCCUAAUGAAGACUCAAGAAUUUGUUUUCUCUCUUCCUCUCUAUCUCUCUCAAUCUCUCUGUCUCUCCCAUUACUUUAAAAAAAGGUCUUGAAAGCUAGUCAGUCGUAUUUCAUAAUUUUGUAGAAGCUCAUGGUCAAGGAUUUUCAAGAUAUUUCUUUUACUCAAUUUUAUAGGAUUUCACAAAAUUUAUACUUCCAUAAUUUUGAAUGAGUUGUAAAAAGCAAAUAAACCAGCCGGGCUAUAUGGAUAAAUGUUAUCUACUCCAGCUUUGCCCAAAUAAGGAUCCCUUUAAAUGAGGAAGUGCCAAACUUGAAAUUUUGUAUUCCACUUUCUAGACCGUUACCUUAUGUAGCGUAGCAGCGUACUGUAAGGCAUACUUAUGUUGGCAAUUCAAUCUAUGAUUAAUGAAACAGCAUUCUUUUUUUGUGUCUGUGUGUGUCGGAGAAGAAACUUCAAAGUACAGAAUAACAAAAUAGAUUAUCAAUAUACCCAGUAACAUUGCAUUUAGAACAAGACCUUGUAUUGUGAUGAAAUAUUGUAAGAGAAUCCUUACGUGUUUUUUCAAAAAUGAACUCUGAUUACACGUAAUUACCAGCCAUGAAAUGAAAGUUGCCAUGUUACAUGAAAUAUUUUAUUUGUACAUAUCAAAUGUAUAUAUUUGUAAAUGGACAUUUUAUACAAAACAAUUUCAUAAGCUUGAUGUGAACUUGUGAAUAGUGUACAGCAAUUUUUGUUAAUAAAAUUGGAGGAAGAACCCUCAGCUUAUGUAA
Molecule: messenger RNA, 3451 nt
Organism: Strongylocentrotus purpuratus (purple sea urchin)
Lineage: Eukaryota; Metazoa; Echinodermata; Echinoidea; Camarodonta; Strongylocentrotidae
Gene: ccdc61
Product: coiled-coil domain-containing protein 61
Exons: 16
Coding region: 257-1963 (568 amino acids)
Cellular component (GO): centrosome
Source: RefSeq, a predicted model, not a curated record